Molecule: messenger RNA, 888 nt
Organism: Aspergillus nidulans FGSC A4
Lineage: Eukaryota; Fungi; Ascomycota; Eurotiomycetes; Eurotiales; Aspergillaceae
Exons: 4
Coding region: 1-888 (295 amino acids)
Cellular component (GO): membrane
Source: RefSeq, a predicted model, not a curated record
AUGCACCUGUUUAACCCCAUCGACUCCCUCGACCCUUAUUUAUCACUCAGCCGUCGCCAAUCAGACUCAAACUCAAGCAGCGUCUGCGGCGGCGGCGGCGUAGGCACCGGCGUAAAGGAAUCCUUUACACAGGUCAAUGCCAACAUUCUGCUGACGAUGAGGAACCGUGAUAACCAGACUUGCGCGGGCGAGUAUGUCGUUGGGAACGGGUCUAACUCGCUACUGCAGCCCGACUACCCGUGUGUCGGACCGGAUUAUAUUGUCUGCUGUGUCGAAUGGGAAGAUAUGGUGAAUGUUACUUCUAAUUCAUCCCCGAGUACGGAUACGACGACAACAACAACAAGAACGACGACAACGAACUCACCUACACCUGGCCUCGAAACAGGAGCAGAUGGCAGUGGCAGUGGUGGUGGCGAUGGCGGACUGUCAGCGUCCCAGAAGGGAGGGAUAGCGGGGGGAAUAGUGGGUGCUGUUGCGGUUACAAGUAUUAUCUUCUUGCUGUUUUUACUCCUUCGAAGGAGAAGAAAGCAGCAGCAACACGGGCAGGAACAACCGGUGGUUGAAGAAAGCGAGGGACGAAGAUCUGAUUACACUGGAGAGGGGAAAGGAACGGAGAGGGAGACAAGUGGACAUAAUGUAGGUGGCGGAGAAAAUGAGAUAGGGGUUGCGAUGCUGGCGUCGAGGGAGAAAGCCGAGCUGGAUGCUUCCGGUCGGGCGCUGCAUGAGAUGGAGUCACCGACGGUAACGAAGAACAUAAAGGAGAUUGGUGGGUAUAGGGAAUUGGAUGGCACUCCGCUGGCAAUUGCUGAGCUGGCUGUUCCUGAGACUGGUCCUGAACAUGGACAAAAUGGACAGAAGGGGAAAACUGGGCACGAACAAGCGCCUUAA